Messenger RNA from Triticum dicoccoides, 1554 nucleotides. RefSeq names its product translation initiation factor IF-2-like. The transcript has a single exon. Bases 123 to 1418 code for a protein of 431 amino acids. The record is from RefSeq and is a predicted model, not a curated record. Lineage: Eukaryota; Viridiplantae; Streptophyta; Magnoliopsida; Poales; Poaceae.
UCCACUGUAAAUCUCGCGUUCUCUAGACCGCUUUCCCGGAGCAAGUUUGUAACCGGGCCGGCGAGCAUUCCGAUCGAUCCGACGACUCCUCCGGCUUCCAGUUCGGAAGCCACGACCUAUAUAUGGGCUCACUGCAGCGUGCCAGCAGCGGCGGCGACAUGGCGACGGAGCUGGAGAAGCAAGACAGCGAUCAGGGCGAGGCGUCGUCGCCGUCGUCGGCGCGGGCGCGGCUCCUGGAGCGAGAGGUGGCGGUGGCGAAGCAGACGGAGGCGAGGAUGCUGGAGUGCCUGAUCCACCGGACCAAGGAGCUGGAGCAGGCCAAGGUGGCGCUCCAGGAGGCCAAGCUCGAGGCCGGCCCCGCGCAGGGGCAGUGGAGCGUCAUGGACCUCAUGUUCGGCGGCGUCGACGAGGAGAUCAGCGGGCUGAGGGCCAGGCUCCGGUCGGCGCUGGCCGCCGAGGAGAGGAGCCGGACGGCGGCCGACGACCUCGCCGCCGCGCUCUCCGCGGUCACCUCGGAGGCCAAGCAGGUGAAGGCGUGGCUGUCCGACGCGCAGGCCGAGCUGGAGCGCGCCGACGCCGAGGCCGGCCGCCUCGAGGGCCUGCUGCGCGCCGCCGAGGCGGACCUGCGGUCGACGACGGAGCAGCUCGACGGCGCCAUGUCCGAGUGGAAGGAGGCCGCGGCCGCGUGGCGCGCCAGGGAGAAGGCACUGCUCGGGCGCGCCCACGCGGCGGAGGAGGACGCCGACGGCGCCCGGCGCGAGAGCGCCGGGCUCGCCGAGCUGCACCGGGCGGUCGGCCACGAGAACGGCGGCCUGCGGCGCGCGCUGGAGCGAGCGGUGGAGGAGGCCAACGCGGCCAACGAGUCGCUCGAGUUCGCGGGCGGCGAGAACACCAAGCUCCGCGACGCCAUCGCCGAGAACGAGCGCGCCAUGGAGUCCCUGAGGCUGGAGAACGAGUCGCUCAAGGCCAGCGAGGCUGCCGCGCAGGGGCGUGCCGUGGAUCUAAGCAACCAGCUCACGGCGGCAACCCAAAAGGCGGCCGCCGCCGCCGCCGAUGGAGGCGCCGGCGGCGGAGAGAAGGCAGCAGCGGGGUUGCUACUGGAGAAGUGGAGAACCGACGCGGAGGGGAAGCUCGGUGCGGCGGCGUUCCUGGACUCCGGCAGGGCGGUGAUGGCCGCGGGCCGGAAGGACCGGAUGUUCGCGUCCGUCAGCAACAUCGCGGAGCUGAGGUCCGCGGCGGCGGCGGCGGCCAUGGACGAUUACGACUACGAGUUCGACCACUUGGAUGGCGGAAGACAGUACGGCGGCUUGGAGCAUGCCAUGAAGCACAAGAAGAGGUCCGUUCUACGCAAAUUCGGAGAUUUUUUCAGGAGGAGAAGCCUGCACAAGUCAGACUUUGCUCCGGUUCUAGCUAGGUAGAUAGCAUUUGUGUGAUGCUUGCAAUUGCAUUGUGUGUUUGCAUGAUACCCGUACUAUGAAAUACACCCAUAAUAAAUGCUACUCUGUUCAUAUACAAGAUGUUCUAAUUAUUUUGUGAAUCAAAUGUAUGCAGACA